GGGAGACUGCUUUUCCAUUUUAAUCCAAAGGGAUUAAACUAAAUUAAUUGUUUACUUUGUUUGGAGCAUUCUGAUGUCUUGUGUAGGAAUUUUAUCAUCAAGUUUUUGUGCUUCAUGCCAUGUCAUAAUUGAAUCAAUGUUAAUUAAAUCUCCGGUAGAUGUGUGACCGACGAUCACCAAAGCACAAAAUUUUGAAAAAAUGAUCUUCAUUAAAUCAUCGAUAAUUCAUGAUGUAACGAUGCGAUCCAGAGAUGCCUCCUCCUCGUCAACUUCGAUAUCGACGCGAUCUGCGCAUGCAAGAUCCUCCAGCACCUCUUCAAAAACGACAACAUGCUGUACACAGUCGUUCCAGUUCAAGGAAUCUCCGACGUCUACAGGUCGUACCGCGAGAACUGCGACGACGUGAAAUACGUGGUAAUGAUAAACUGUGGGGGAAUAAUCGACAUUGUGGGUCACCUCGAGCCCCCAGAGCACAUCACCUUCUUCGUGGUAGACAGUCACAGGCCUUUUGACCUCUGCAACAUCUACUCCGAGAGUCAGAUAAGAAUCCUCCACGUGCCACUCGACGAGGACGAUAUCCCAGAGUACGAGGAGGUCUUCAGGGAUGAUUCGUCGGACGAAGAGGAGCAGGAGGAGGACUCCGAUGAAGAGGAGUCCCGCCAGUCGAAGAGGAGACGCCUCAACGAGGAGGAUAUGCUCCGGAAACGACAACGAAGGGAGUGGGAGGAGAAAAGGGACACAAUUCUCUUUAAUUAUUCACAAUACAGCCAUUAUGGCAAGUCAUCGGCAGUUCUCAUGUUCGAAAUGGCGUGGAGAAUGUCAAAAGACUCUCUGGACAUGGUGUGGUGGGCGAUCGUUGGCUCCACUGAACGAGCUAUCUUGAAUAAAGUCGAGUCCCAGGUCUCCGUCCUGGAAGCGGGAAACCUCCAGGGACAAGUAUCGAGGCUGAGCCAUCGUCAGGGUGUGGACGCAGAGAAGCAACAGCAGAGUGCACUGAAAAUAAUCUACGACAAGGAUCUCCAACUAGCCCUAUACCGUCACUGGACAGUUGAGUCGAGCCUGAGGCACUCGAUGACAACGGCAGUGUCCCUACGACUUUGGUCAAUUAGGGGUGAGCAGAGGUUGAAGGAGCUUCUGGCAGAGAUGGGCCUACCCCUGGCCCAGUCGAAGCAGAAGUUCUCAUCGAUGGACCUGAAUCUUCGGCAGGAGUUCAGGCAAAUGGUGGAGAACCUGGCAACCAAAUAUCAUGUUGAGGACGUCCUUGGUGCCUCUUUCACACUCCAAUUUGGCUACAAGUUCAAAUACUGUGCAAGUGAUAUUGUCUACGCAAUGUUGGCGCUGUUGGAGUCCUCCAGCAAAGACAGUUCCCCCCACCACUGUUUCCUAGACGCCAUGGAUUGUCUCUCGAGGAUGAAGAAGGAGACCCUGGAGAAGGGGAUCGAUAAGGCGAAGGUCAUGCUGGCGAGUAUUUUUAAGACUGCUCAAGGGAUUCUUGAGAUGAAGAAGGUGAUGAAUGCUGGAUCAUUUUUGUAUGUUAUCAUCCCUGAGGGAGUUGUUGACAGCAGACUGUUUUCACAUCCACACACAUUGCUCAUGCUUGCCCAGUUUGUGCUCAAGGCUUAUGUCGCAAGCACCAAGAGAAAGGGAGCUGCUGCUGCACCUCUCGUUGCGUCAGCUAAUUAUGAUUUCGAGGAGGAGACUUGCCUGCUGGUGGGAAUCCCUCCUGUUUGUGAAGAUCAACCGAGAAGUCUGUUUGGAAAAGCCUUUGAGCAAGCAGCUAAGAACAUCAAUGCCGUCAUGGAUGCAGACUACUUCGAUACCACAAUUAUAAGACUGAAAACACAGGAUCGCUCAAACUUCUUCGACGCUCUGGCAACUCUCCUCACGUAAUUCCCCCCUCUCCACGAAAACCUUAUUUUUUUACACGACAAUCUUGAUAAAAUCAUGUAGAAUUUUCCUUUUAAUUUAAUUUAAUUUCAUUGUACAUACUACUGUCCACAACAGUUAUCGCAUAAUCGUUUUAUCAUCGGCGACCUGUAUAGCUUUAAUUUAAUUAACUUUCGGAUUAUUUUUGGGAUUGAUGGGAGUUUAGAAUUUAAUUUUCGUCUCAUUGCGUGCGACAAGUUGAUGAAAAAUACUGGACCCUGUUUUAUUCGAUGGAUAACGAAGAAUGAUAUGCUAAAUGGAAAAAAAAUAUAUUUCUAUUAUUUUUCAUUUAUCGUAUUACUUCGUCUAUCGAAUUUCUCAAAUUGAAGAUGAAAAAUGCGGCCAAUCGAUAAUAGGUACAGCUCUCAUCUUCAUCGAAUAUACCAUGAUAUUUUUAACCCCGUGACAUUAAAAUAAAGUACUGAGUAUAAUCACUUGGUGCCUUAUAAAUUGAAUUGAUGUAUCAUCAUUGGUGUAAAUAGAUCGAUUUACUGUGUAUGAGUGAUACUAGUUUAGGACAUAUUACUGUCAAUUCCUUUCGUUAAUAUUAAGCUCCGACAAUAAAUAAAUUAUAAUGAAGA
This is a messenger RNA of Diachasmimorpha longicaudata, 2507 nucleotides long. It is a transcript of the gene Cdc45, whose product is annotated as cell division control protein 45 homolog. Gene Ontology annotation, biological process: mitotic DNA replication preinitiation complex assembly; DNA replication initiation; double-strand break repair via break-induced replication. The transcript has 5 exons. Gene Ontology annotation, molecular function: chromatin binding; single-stranded DNA binding; DNA replication origin binding. Gene Ontology annotation, cellular component: DNA replication preinitiation complex. Lineage: Eukaryota; Metazoa; Arthropoda; Insecta; Hymenoptera; Braconidae. The coding region runs from base 331 to 1890 and encodes 519 amino acids. The record is from RefSeq and is a predicted model, not a curated record.